AUGAAGAACUUCAACCUUAUUACUGCUAUCUUUGCUGCGGCCGCGGCAAGCGCCCCUCUGGUAAACACUGAGGCCGGUCUCAAUCAGAUGGCCACCACUGAUGGACGCAACUCAUGGGUCGAGUCCGGCCAGGGUUGGAAGCGAGACCAAACCACUACCAACGACAUGGCCACCACUGAUGGACGCAACUCAUGGGUCGAGUCCGGCGAUGGCUGGUGA
Molecule: messenger RNA, 219 nt
Organism: Aspergillus steynii IBT 23096
Lineage: Eukaryota; Fungi; Ascomycota; Eurotiomycetes; Eurotiales; Aspergillaceae
Exons: 2
Coding region: 1-219 (72 amino acids)
Source: RefSeq, a predicted model, not a curated record